AAUUAUUAAAAACAUUGUGUGUGUUUGUAUAAUUUAUAAUUUAUUUAUAAUCUUUAUGUACUAUUGCAAGUAGGUAGAUAAUUCUUACAAAAGUGAAAUAAUUUGCUUGUCAAAAUGUCCGAUUUAUUUAGUGUUUUGGAAUUUGAGAAACAUGCUUUGGAAGUUUUACCUAAAGAUAUUCGGGAUUACUACAGAAGUGGCGCAGGAAGACAGGAGACAUUGGCUGAUAACAGAAAAGCAUUCUUCAGGUAUAAAAUAAGACCAAGAUGUUUAAGAAAUGUGGAAAAUAUAGAUUUAUCUACGGUAGUUCUUGGAGAAAAGAUUUCCAUGCCAAUUGGAAUUGCUCCGUCUGGUAUGCAAAAAAUGGCUCAUCCAAUGGGCGAAAUUGCUGUUGUUAAAGCUGCUGAAGAAAUGGGUGUAGUUUAUACUCUUAGCACCAUGUCAACGUGCAGCAUUGAAGAAGUUGCUCAAGCUGCUCCAAAGGCUGUGAAAUGGUAUCAAGUAUAUAUUUAUAAGGACAGAUUGGCGAAUUUCGAAGGCACAGUUUCCGAGAUGAGCCAGGACCCCACAAAAGGAUCAGGUCUUAACAACUACGUUACUGAUUUAUUCGAUCCGUCUAUUAACUGGGAAGACAUUAAGUGGUUGAAAAGCAUUACAAAUCUUCCCAUAGUUCUUAAAGGAAUAUUGACUGCAGAGGAUGCAUUACUCGCUGUCGAGGCUGGGGUAGCUGCCAUUCAAGUUUCUAACCAUGGAUCUAGGCAGUUGGAUGGAACACCUGCUGCGAUUGACGCUCUUUGUGAGGUAGUAAAGGCGGUAGGUGAAAAAAUAGAAGUUUACAUCGACGGCGGAGUGACAGAUGGCGUUGAUGUUCUCAAAGCAGUUGCUCUUGGUGCCAAGAUGGCUCUUGUAGGACGAUCUGCUUUAUGGGGACUGGUUCAUAGUGGACAACAAGGAGUCGAGAGAGUUCUCAAUAUUCUUAAAAACGAACUUAGGACCGGUUUAGGAAUAUCAGGUUAUUCAAAAGUAGAUCAAAUUGACAGAAGCUUGGUGGUACAUGAAAGUUAUUAUGCAAAGCUUUAAGAUGACCAAAGUACUCGUAGAUUAUAAAACACAUAUUUACUUAAAAGUUAUACCUACAUGAAAA
Messenger RNA from Diabrotica balteata, 1144 nucleotides. The record is from the annotation of a GenBank genome assembly. NCBI's taxonomy places the organism in Eukaryota, Metazoa, Arthropoda, Insecta, Coleoptera, Chrysomelidae.